CACAAUUUAAUUAUUAAUCUACAAGAAAUUAAUAGAAUGUACGAAAGAAGAAUACUGCGUGAUGGGUGUUAAAUAAAAAAUACAUGAUUUACAGGACCCAGGAUCAGUGGCCCGCGUCUUCCUGGAAACGGUUGCUAACAACAGAUACCGCAGCUAGGAGGCUGGCGAGUUUAACUCAUGCUAAACUUCUUAAUUGCAUAGAUAACUAACACCAAGAGAUUCGCAAGGAAGGAAAAAAGGAACGUGUUUGAUUCUCACCGGAGGAAAUCCUCUGGUGCUGAUAACAGACACCACAAUGGAGAACAGAGGGACAACAGCCAUGUAAUAAUUUCAGCGCCAUGCCACGUGGAAGGUCAGCAGUGAGCAUCCACUCCGACAGCAGCGAUGUGGACAUCGAUGCCGUUGCGGACUCGGAGAUGGCCAAACUCCUCAGGCAGUUCCGGAUCAUGGAGGGAGAUCGACAGGCGUAUGGUGUUCAGGCGCAGGAGCUGAUUCGGCGGCAGCGGCUGGAGAUCGAGAAGCUGCAGAAAGAGCAGCAGGACCUACAGCACAGCCUGCGUGCGUCGGAGAGCCUGUCCCAGCGGCAGCGAGAUACCGCUGCUGCGCAGGCCAUGCGCGGCCUGCUGGAACGCUGCGAUGGGGUGGAUGCACAGCUGGAGCAGGAGAGGCAGAGGCUGGCACAGAUGGAGCAAGAGGUUGUCAGUACUGAGAGGCAGCUAGCAGCCGUGAGGAGAUCAGGGAACUCUGCAGAUCCUCAGCUGAGAUCAAAGGCAUACCAGAAAGAGAAGGUCACACGGACCCUGGAGAACAAGCUGGACCGAGCCCUCGUCCGGUUCAAUGAGCAGCUGGCCAAAAAUACACAGCUGAGAGCAGAGCUGGAGACCCUACAUGUGGAGCGAAUCCGAUUCCAGCAGCUGCAGCGCAAGCUGGACAAGGAGCUGCGGGACAUCCACAGGGACAUAGGGGAGGUGAUCAACCAGUCCACCAAUGCCUAUGAUUCCAGGGUGGAGGCGCAGUCCAAGAUGGUCAUUCUGAAGGAGAAGGCGGUAAGGGAUCUGACCCAGUACAGCGCAGAGAUGAAGGAACUGGAGAGGAACAUGGCCCACGAGCAGGACUUGAAGGUCUUCAUGAGCACAAAGAGCAAUGAGAGGAACAUGCAGGAAGGAGGUCUGAGGCCUGGCCGUCGUCAAGGGUCAGAACCGCAGGAGCAAAGGCGGGCGGAUUCAAGGGAGCUGACCAUGGACUCUUUGGAGGAGAUGUUCCACAAGAUCCACAGUGUGACAGGAGAGGAGGAUCUGGAGCUACUGGUCACCAAGUUUAUCCAGGUCGAGGACCGCAACUUUGCCCUCUUCAAUUACAUCAACGAGCAAAACAAUGAGGUGGAAGCUCUGCGGGACCAGAUCGGCCAGGUUCAGCGGGAGAUGGAAGAGUUACAGGCAGAGGGGCGGAUGCAGGAAGCGAAACGCCACAGUCACAUGAGGGCCUUCGAGACAAAGCUGCGUGAAGCAGAAUCACAAGCACAGGCCUUUGAGAGCCAGGCCACAGCAGCCAGCAAGGUUCUGGACCAGCUCAAGACAGGGGUGUGCCAUCUCUUCCAUGAGCUUAACUGCGACCGUUCAGUGAUCGAUGACAUGCUGGGCUCCUCUGCCGGGAUCACGGACAACAACAUCAUGACGUACCUGACUAUGGUGGAACAGAAGACCAAUGAGCUCCUCACCAUUCAAGCCUUCCUCAGCUCCAAGGACAUCGAUAACGAAUUUGAUGCAAAAGAUGUGGCUCUGAUCCUGCUGGGUCAGGGUCCAGACAUGCCAUCCCAGAAUGUGCUGGUCCAACCCCCUAAUUCUGGGGAUGGUUAUGACACAGAAGAAUCUCUCUUGACUGAUGAAGAUGAACGACCUCUGACCCGCCAAGAGCUCCGCCAGCGAAUCAUGAAGGCAGUCCUGCGGAAGGACAGGGGCAUCUGUUUGGCCGUAGGGAAGGAAUCCAGAUCCUCGAGGACCGACUUGGUGUCCAGCAGUCAUCUGCGGUUUCAAGAGGCUGAUGUCACCAUCUCGCCCCCUCCUUGCUGAGACCAGGGUUUCCCCUCCCCACGAACCCACUGCAGAGUGCACCCAGGCCCCCCAGAGUCGUACCAUCCCAGAGCAGGUCCAGGAGACCAGAAGGCUUCAUUGCCAUCUGUCCAUUGAUCAUUAAUCUAUUACUUUUGGCAACUGUCACAUGACUUGAUUUGAUUCAUCAGACAUUUACUGAAAUGAGAAAAAGACAGAGGUUCCAUUAGCUCAUCAACAUUUGUUUAGCAAUCCAAGGUCAAAACAGACAAAUAAUACAACUAAGCCUUGGGCCAAUCAGAAUUCAGUGUGGUAAUUAUGUGUCCAAAUGUGAUAUAUUUCAACACUGCUGUUGUCAUGGUGAGGACACAGUUACUACCGUGUCUCAGUGAUGCGAGGCACACACUUCCCAUGUGUCCUUUAUAAAAUAAAUAGACAUGGCUGCACAUGUGGUGCAGUACUACUUCACAACACUAGGGGGAAAUAUAAUCCUUGCGUGAACAAAACCUGUAGCGUUACUGAAUGUUCAAUAGAUAGAUAGAUAGAUAGAUAGAUAGAUGACAUUUUACUACUCCAAAAGGAAAUUGUCAGAUUACAGGUGGACAACACAUUUACAUUUGUACAUUAAUAGUGACAAAACAUAAUAACAGUAAAGCAACAAUUAAAGUGUCGAAUACAAA
Paramormyrops kingsleyae is the source of this 2728-nucleotide messenger RNA. It is a transcript of the gene odad1, whose product is annotated as outer dynein arm docking complex subunit 1. The record is from RefSeq and is a predicted model, not a curated record. Gene Ontology annotation, cellular component: axoneme. Gene Ontology annotation, biological process: outer dynein arm assembly; cilium movement. NCBI's taxonomy places the organism in Eukaryota, Metazoa, Chordata, Actinopteri, Osteoglossiformes, Mormyridae.